AGAAAAUUCGCGCAUGCGCAUAUCAGGUCCACCAUUUUGCGCCAAAGAAGUUCUUCUCUAAAUAAACUUUGGUUCAACUGGAUAUUUCUAUAGGAAAACAAAUUUUACCAGCAGAUUGUCACAGAAAUAACAAAGAUAUGUGGUGUUCCCGUGUGUUCUUGCAGUUUGGUGUAAUAUCUUUACUGUUAACAGGUUGAAAAGUCGUUUUAAAAGUUGACAGAUUUUCCAAAAUUUUUCAAAAAGUGAGCACAAAUCUCAAAAAAUUGAGACAGUGAACGAUCGAUUUCAGACUAUUCGAACAACUGUAGUACCCAAAAAUUUCCUGACGGAUUCUCUGGAGUAUAAGGAUACAGGAUGGAGCCUGUUACAUACGAUCUUGAUACAUCGGGAGGUUUAAUGGACGAGAUUCAGAAGUUGAUAGCUCCCCCUCUUAGUGAUAAUCCACCCCGUAGGAGAAACGAGCAUCGUGAGUACAGGCGACCAGGACGAGCCGUGAACCAUGAUUGUUGUGACAGUUGUAAGGAGGGUGGUGAUCUACUUUGCUGUGACAGAUGCCCUGCUGCAUUUCAUUUACAAUGCCAUGAUCCCCCUUUAGAAGAUGAGGAUCUGCCUACAGGAGAGUGGAUAUGCCACAACUGCAAAGUUACCCCUAUGAUACCAGUUCCUUCAUUACCUGAGAAGGAUGAUGACAAUAUGUCAACCUGUAGCAGCACAAGUAGACAAAGUACAAACUCUCAGGGAAGUAGAACGCGAGUCACUAAACGACGUGCAACAAUCCCCGAGAUCUUAGCCAAUCAGAAGAAAGCAUUACUAGAUGAACUUGAUGACGAGGAUGAAAAAGAAACUGAGCAUCCAUUGAUGAUGUUAACUCGAGCAGCUAAGCUUAUGAAUCCGAAACAGUACGAGUUGCCGUCUGAGUUGGCAUGUACUACUAAUCUACCAGGCACCAGUAAGACAAAAUGGUGGGUGAAGCCGAAGUAUCCCAUAAAGAAGCUAGCGCAUGAGUUAGACAAUGGAAUUGUACCUUUGCCUGCCAAAGUUUGCUUUCUCUGCUCAAAGAGCUGUAGAAAGAAUCCCCUGUUACAAUGUGACUACUGUCCUCUGUUGUACCACAUGGACUGCCUGAACCCCCCAAUGGCUAGCUUACCUUCAGGCAGAUGGAUGUGCCCUAACCAUGCUGAAAACACAGUUGAUGAACAGCUAUUGAAGUCAGUGAGCCUGACAGAGAGGGUGAAGUUGUGGGACCAGUUUUCUGGCCACCUGGACCAGCACUCGGUGAAAGUAAACUUCCUGAAGAAGAUACACAGGAAACACCCGCCAUUUAGGCUGAAAGUCAAGCACAAUAAAAGAAAAAGUGUUCAGAUUCCUGAAGCAAUAAAAGAGCAGUACAAGUUCCCUCCCCCUAUGUUACCACGGACACAUGAUGCCCCAACUACUGAAGGAGAAGCCCACUCAUCUCCAAGACAAUCCGAUACUCCCAACACUGACCAGGAACAAUGGCUCUCCAGUGUAGUUGCCUUACAAACUAGUAUAGCUAGACAUCUAGCACAACAACAACUGAACAAUGUUGAAAUUGAGAAAUCAACGCCUAAAACAACAACUGAAAUAACAAAGCCAACAGCCUCUGUUUUACCCACCGUAAAGCAGGAUCUUACAUCAAAUAGCCCUCCUCCCUCUGAUAGUUGUAACUCCUCAAGUACCAUAGAUGUAAAAAAUAAUAACAAACGGACGCUGAUGAAUGGUGAUGUAAAUGAUACCGCUGAGGAUAUUAUGGAGAAUGGACCUUGUGCCAGUAAAUCAAAUGGACCCACUGGGAUAUCAUUACUUGGUACCCCAAAUGGAGAUUUGGACAUCUCAAUGAAAGGAUUUGACAAAUCAUACGAGGGUACAUCAUUGCUGAAAAAUAGAUCAUCAAGUUUAGAUUCUCCAAAUAGUCUCAUAAACAGUGAGCUGAAAUCGCUGGCUGCGUCACAACAAAAUAUAACAAUAGGUCGGGUACAUCAGCAGCAACAUGACAUGGUGACUGACGGCUCAAAGCUUGCAACAUCGGCUUCCAAUGCUCAGUCUAUUCUUGCCCCAAAGGGGUCAGGGUUCAAGGUCAUAGGCAGUAAAGUGGUGUCGGGGUCAGGGGCCAUGACCAAAGUCAUCAAUGCAUCUCAAGGGAAGAACAGCCCUACUUCUAAUAUACUGAACAACAAACUCUCAGGAAUAAAUCAACUCAGUAACAGCCCUGCUAUCUCCAGCCUCAAUGCGUCACUCCAGGCCUGUAUAGAGGGCAGCACAGACCCAGAUCUCAGCAAAUUAGAUGAGAGGCUGGUUCAAAUUUUGGCACACCAAAGACUACAACAGCUCCUGCCUCAGAAAUCUGCAACAAACAGUAAAACUUUACUCAAUGGACUUCUCUCAAACUCAGGGUCUAAUGAUGUAAAAGCCAGGGCAUUAAUGUGUCCAUUGACAGGGAAGGGACAGCCUGUUCCAAUGUCUUAUAGAUCACUGACUGUUGGCACAGGUGCUGACAUGGAUGUGUGCCUAACUGUAUUUGGACACUGUAACUAUGUCUCUGCUAAACACACCUGUAUUUUCUAUGAUGAGACAUCUCGUCACUUUGAGCUCCUGAACUACAGUGAGCAUGGCACUACAGUUGAUAAUGUCCUCUACUCGUGUGACUUCUCGGAGAAAGCUAUUCUGCAGCCAAAAGUCAGUAAAGUUGUAAAGACUGUAAGGGGUUUAAUCAAGAAAUCUCGAACCAAAGCUGAUAAGUCAAAAGCCAAGGUUGAGCAGAAAGAAGAAGAUAAGGUUACAAUGAGUCAGAGUGCCAAUAAGGAAAGUCAAAUAUGUAGCUGUCGGACAAGUAGCUCGAGCCUUAUAGGAGGCAGUGGUGCAGGCUGGGAAGGCACGGCACUAUUGCACCAUGGGAGUUAUAUAAAACUUGGUUGUAUACAGUUUGUGUUCAGUAUAAUUGACAAUGCGACAGUGGCGCUAAAUCCUGCUAAAACUGAAAGUUUAUUAAAUGAUUCAAUUAACAAUGUUAUGCCAACUUCUAGAUGAUCUUAUGAAUUUUAGACAAUAGGAAAUAUUAUGUAAAAUUAUAAAGGUAACCAUCUUUUGCCUCGGUCCUUUCCUAAGGAAAUCAAAUAAAUAUGCAUAAUAAUUUCACAAGGACUGUCAAUAGAUAGCGAAGAAAUCAGCGGGUCUAAUUUUGCACUUAAACUUCAAAAAUUUCCGAAGAUUAAAUUUG
Messenger RNA from Owenia fusiformis, 3238 nucleotides. NCBI's taxonomy places the organism in Eukaryota, Metazoa, Annelida, Polychaeta, Sabellida, Oweniidae. The record is from the annotation of a GenBank genome assembly.